AUGGCUCGAUUGACUCAAGCCCAAGGGCCAGGCGUGGUGCGUCAAGUGGACCUGUACUUCGAGGAGAACGCCGCCCUCAACAACACCCAGCUCUACAAGACCAUGCAGGGCCAGUUUUCCGCGCUCGUCCUGAGGCGGGCCAGCAUCUUCAAAGUGGGGCUGCACGUCGACCGAGCUGCCAGGCAGUCCAUGGGUCAAUGCCAGCUUAUUAUGUCCCUCGGCAAUGAACCCAACGAAGAGGAUGGUUCGAUGGCUCGGCUGGCCGUACCCGCUGCCGCCGGCACAGGCAUGCUUUCGGGUCAAUGGAGCAUUUCGCUGCAGUCCGAAAGCAUGGGCAUGCUGAUGCUGGACGUGCAAGUGCCGGUCAGCGCUCCCGUGGGCCGCUGGGGAAUGACGGUGGCAGUAGGGGGUGAAGUCGUCUUUACGGUCCGGAUUCCCAUCUACAUCAUCUUCAAUCCCUGGAGCCCAGAGGACCCGGUGUACAUACCGGACGAUGUGGCGCGGAACUUCUACACCAUGCAGGACAAAGCCGUCAUCUUUCAUGGAGUUGAGGAUAUGAUCCUCACGAAGACGUGGUACUACGGUCAGUUCGACAAGGUGACCCUGCCAGUCAUCGAGUUCCUCAUGAAAAUCAAACAAAUGACGCCUGCCCAGAGGUCGGAUCCCAUUGCCGUUGUGCGGGCCAUGAGCGCUGCGGUGAACACCAACGAUGAAAAUGGACUGGUGAUCGGCCUCUGGAAGGAGCCCUUCAUCGACGGCAUCCACCCCUUCGCCUGGUCUUCGUCUCCGACUCUCCUCCACAGAUACAUGGAGUCCGGCGGGAACGGUGUCAAGUAUGGACAGUGUUUUGUCUUCGCCGGCCUGCUGACCGCCCUGCUUCGAGCUCUCGGGGUGCCGGCUCGCGCCAUCACCAACUACUCGUCCGCACACAAGGAUCCUAACCACGACAACGUCAAGUUUUUCUUCAACGACCAGGGACAAGUCUACCAUAUGAUAGGCUCUGUCUGGAACUAUCACGUGUGGACAGAAUGCUGGUUGAAUCGGACGGAUCUUCUUGGUAACUUCAGCGGGUGGCAGAUUGUCGACGGGACACCCCAGGCUCAAAGUGUCGAGUCGGGGUUUUACGAGGUGGGUCCUUUCCCGACCACCUGCGUGCUUUUGGACCGACUGGACGUCCCGUACGACGGCGUGUACACCCGUGCAGCCGUCAAAGCGUCGUGGGAGAUGUACAGUCAGGAUCCCAGCCAACCGGAAGGCGUGAGGCUCGUCAAAGUAGUGCACAACAAUUCCGGACGUCUGCUGGUAACCGAAGAAAUUAACGACACGCCGGGCAGCGGGAACCCCGAAGACAUCACCGCCAACUACAAGCAAACGCAAGCGACUGGACGUCAACUGACGGAGCAGCCGAUCGAGAUAGCACUGAAGCACAACACCGCCGUGGAAGUCGGCGAGCCUGUGGUGAUCGUCUGUACGGCUACGAACAACGACGUGCAACCCCACCAGGCCAACAUCACUCUGACUGCAAGUUCGGUCAUGUACAACAGCUGGAGUCCGGUCGUCGUGGGCAGCAAGACUACAUCGGUGACCGUGGCGCCCGGCUCAGCGGAAUCCUUCGAGUUGGUCAUCCCGCCCGAGAUGUACAUCGGCAAGUUGCACGUGGAAGGUAUGAUAGAGGUCCAGGCUGGCGCCAGUCUACCGCAAGACAUCGUCGUGGCAAGGGGUGUCCUCUUCAUCAAGAUGCCCGCUCUCAGUGUCAACAUCCUGGCAAACAGCCAAGCUCCAGGAGAAGUCCACUUCCAGCUUCAAAUGCCAAACCCCUUGAGGACGCCCCUGACGCAGUGCGAGCUCAUUCUGGAACUCCCGGGGUCAACACGUCUCUUGGAGAAGAUUCCCAUCGAAGAUGUUCCGGUCGGCGGAGUCUUCGAGAGAAGCGGCACGCUCAUCGCCGACAGCCCGGACACCAAGGAGCUGAUUGCCACUUUCAUGUCGGCCGAACUGCCCCACGUGCAAGGCAUCGGAGCCAUCUGAUGCAUCGCUGCGGACUGCAAAGAAACUCCCUGCGUUAUGACGC
This is a messenger RNA of Ixodes scapularis (black-legged tick), 2071 nucleotides long. Its product is annotated as hemocyte protein-glutamine gamma-glutamyltransferase-like. Gene Ontology annotation, molecular function: protein-glutamine gamma-glutamyltransferase activity. The transcript has 13 exons. Lineage: Eukaryota; Metazoa; Arthropoda; Arachnida; Ixodida; Ixodidae. The record is from RefSeq and is a predicted model, not a curated record. The coding region runs from base 1 to 2028 and encodes 675 amino acids. Gene Ontology annotation, biological process: peptide cross-linking.